Molecule: messenger RNA, 1538 nt
Organism: Amyelois transitella
Lineage: Eukaryota; Metazoa; Arthropoda; Insecta; Lepidoptera; Pyralidae
Gene: eIF2beta
Product: eukaryotic translation initiation factor 2 subunit 2
Exons: 1
Coding region: 114-1037 (307 amino acids)
Biological process (GO): translational initiation; formation of cytoplasmic translation initiation complex; formation of translation preinitiation complex
Cellular component (GO): eukaryotic translation initiation factor 2 complex
Molecular function (GO): translation initiation factor binding; mRNA binding; translation initiation factor activity
Source: RefSeq, a predicted model, not a curated record
GCAACGUUUUGACAUUUCCAUUUCAACCAUUCUUUCCACCUGCCAAUUUCUUCUGAAUCCUAACCAAAGUGCUUGAAUUUUUCAUCAAAUUAUUACCGUUUUUAUUAUAAAUCAUGGAUGAGGAUAUGGUAUUUGAUCCAUCUUUGAAGAAAAAGAAGAAGAAGAAGAUUGGCUUUGAUAUGGACGCUGCGCUUGCGGAUCAGGGUGAAACCAGGAGCACGGAGGCACCAGCCGAGACGGGUGACGUUGAUGUGCCGGAGGAUGAUAACCUUGAUUUAGACAACUUCGGUAAGAAGAAGAAAAAGAAAAAGAAGACUUUCUUCAACUUGGAGGAGAUUGAGAAUGCCUUACCGGAGACUCCUCCAGCGGAAGAGCCUGAACCCCAGGAAGAGGUUAUUGAUGACUUAGAUUUAGAAAUAGACUUCUCGAAAACGAAAAAGAAGAAAAAGAAAACUAAAAAUAUUGAUGAUUUAGGAGUUGAGGAUGACACAAAAGGAGAAGACCAGGAAAAUGUUGAAGAUUUACAUGGAGAUUGGGUGGGCAGUGAUAGAGACUACACAUAUGAUGAGCUAUUGGAGCGUGUAUUUGACAUAAUGAGGGAGAAAAACCCUAGUAUGGUGUCUGGUAAAAAGCAGAAGUUUAUAAUGAGACCUCCACAGGUUGUGAGAAUUGGCACAAAGAAGACCUCAUUUGCCAAUUUCACAGAAAUAUGUAAAACGUUACAUCGACAGCCUAAACAUUUACUAGACUUUUUGCUGGCUGAGUUAGGUACCAGUGGUUCUGUUGAUGGUAACAGUCAACUUAUUAUCAAAGGCCGCUUCCAACAGAAACAAAUAGAAAAUGUCCUACGUCGUUACAUCAAGGAAUAUGUGACCUGUCAUACAUGUCGCUCGCCUGACACUAUUCUUCAGAAAGAUACCAGGUUGUUCUUCCUUCAAUGUGAGACAUGUGGUUCACGAUGCUCUGUCGCCAGCAUCAAGUCUGGAUUCCAGGCGGUUACUGGCAAGCGUGCAGCCAUCCGUGCAAAGACUGCAUAAAAAUUUAGUGCAUAGUGAUAAUAUACUAAUUUUUACAGUUGCAAAAACAGGGGUACAUACAGUUACAUGUCAUUGAAUCAGCAUAUGUAAUUUUCUCACGUUUGUGCUAUGAUUUGUGAAUUCUAAAGGUGAUAUUUUUACUUUUGAAUCUUUGUUCACUUUGCUGAAAUGUAUUAUAGUAUCAGAUUAUUUAUAACAUAAGUUUUCUAAACUUAUCUAUCUACAAGACUGUCUCCUAUUUCUGUAAAUCAAAAUUAUGCUUACUUAUAAGUGUUACAAGGUUUAAAACUCAUAAUUUGAAUGAAUUUAGAAUACUAGUGCUAUGAAGCUGGCCUUAUUACAACAGCUUUUAAACUUGUGUAAGUGAUGUGCUCAAAUAGUGAAUAAUUGGUUCACAAACAUACUGAUAUCUGAAUGUACCCCACUCUAAUCUAACAUCUAUAUUUAUGUAUAGCUCACAUCUGUAUUAUUCUCAUUGAUACAUACACAAAGUUUUAUAAA